Polychytrium aggregatum is the source of this 1885-nucleotide messenger RNA. Its product is annotated as Sodium/hydrogen exchanger family-domain-containing protein. The record is from RefSeq and is a predicted model, not a curated record. NCBI's taxonomy places the organism in Eukaryota, Fungi, Chytridiomycota, Chytridiomycetes, Polychytriales. Gene Ontology annotation, biological process: regulation of membrane potential; sodium ion export across plasma membrane; proton export across plasma membrane. Gene Ontology annotation, cellular component: plasma membrane. Bases 151 to 1827 code for a protein of 558 amino acids. Gene Ontology annotation, molecular function: sodium:proton antiporter activity. The transcript is spliced from 11 exons.
CCCCCCUGCACGCUAGCGACUCGCGCGCAUCAGCGACACUCAUCGGCAUCGACAUCGAUCUUCUAGCGAGCAAGCGAGCCAACCAAGACAAGCCGAGCACCACCAUUCUUGCGGACGUCGCUCUCCUCACUUCGCGCCCGUUCUGUCGCCAUGGUCCAGGGCAACUCCACUGACGCCGCUUCGGGCCUGGUCACUUUCGGAGUCAACAACGUUGCCUGCGUCUUGAGCCUCAUCGGCGGAUUCAUUCUCAUUUUUGGCUACAUCUCGCUACUCAUCAAAGAGCGGCUCUUCCUGUCAGAGUCGCUGGUAUCGACCCUCGUUGGAAUCGCUUUUGGCCCUAUCGCCGCCAAUCUGCUCAACCCGUUCGAAUGGCCCGGCGACAUUCAGCAAAUCACUCUCCAGUUCUCGCAAAUCGUCAUCGCCAUUCAGGUCAUGGCGGCCGCCGUGACGCUUCCCAAAGAGUUUUGGCUGCGACGAUGGAAGUCGCUGUUGAUUCUGCUGGGUCCCGUCAUGCUCUACAUGUGGAUCUCGACGGCCGUGAUCCUGUAUUUUGUCCUAGGCCUGCCGCUGUUUGUCUCGCUGAUCGUCGGAGCGUGCACCGCCCCGACUGAUCCAGUUCUGGCCAACAGCAUCGUCAAUGGCCGCUUUGCGGACAUGUACAUUUCCAUUCCUGUUCGGCGCAUCCUCAGCGGCGAAAGUGCCUGCAACGAUGGCUUGGCCGUGCCGCUGUUUUACCUUGGACUCUACUUUAUCGAGAAGGGUGCUUCUGGAACCACGCUGUGGUACUGGUUCUGGCGGGUGAUUCUAUACGAAGUGGCUGUGGGCUCCAUCUUUGGGGCUGUUGUCGGGUACAUUUCGCGGCGGAUGCUGCGGCUGUCUGAACGAAACAACUUUAUCGACAAGAAGAAUCUUCUGAGCUUUGAAGUUGCCCUGGCUCUCUUUACCCUUGGUGCCAGCACCAUCCUGGGCCUAGCUUCGUUUAUGGCCGUGUUCACGUGCGGAUUGGUCUUUGCAUGGGACGAGAGCUCCCACGAAGAAUCGCAGCAAGCGCAAGUCCAAGAGGUCAUCGAUAUGCUGGUCAAUUUGGUGUUCUUCAUCUACUUUGGCGCCAUCAUCCCGUGGUCGUCGUUCAACACAGCCGUGCUUCCGUUGUGGAAGCUCGUGGUGGUCUCGGUGGCAAUUUUGGUGGUGCGGCGACUGCCGGUCAUCGUGGCGCUCUAUCGGUACAUGAAUGCACCGCUGUUCUCGGUCCCGGAGGCCAUCUAUGUCGGCUGGUUCGGUCCGAUGGGGGUCGGGGCACUUUGGUAUAUGGCUGCUGCCAAGCUUGCCCUCCCCGACGACGAGUGGAUCGUGCCCGUGGUCAGCUUCCUUGUCAUGGCAUCCGUGCUGAUCUACGGCAUCACACUGCCGUUCAUGCACAUCACCAUCCAUACCAUCAACUCGCGAUCAAUCUCACGGGGACGGGAGGUCGUCAUCCCAAUCUGGCCGUCCAGUGUCCCACAUGGCGUCGCCCAGAUCUCCGGACCGCUUACGUUCAUCGACUUGCCAAAACAAACAAGCGAGGACGACGACCCACUGCCGCCGCCGCGGCCUCCGCCUGUCCCACUGGCGCCGACACCAGAGCCGAUGAAGGCCGAACGCGAGGCGGCCGCAGACCGGGCCGAUGCCCCGACCCCGAGUAGCGACUCGAUCGACGAUAUCCAGGUAGAGCUGACGCCGCACUCGGACGAGUCCAACCAGACACUCUCGAAUUUGGCGAUGCAGCCAGAGAUGCUUGACCAACGCGGGUCGUCCCAGAGCAGAGCGCAGCACCCCGAAAGCUCGUGAGCAGAUCUGCUGCUACCACUCAGCGAUACUAAAUAUACAUACUAACGAGAUAUUUUCC